GGGACCCUGCUGCCGGACCGGCGUGCUGGCAUGUUUCUUUCCGUCCUAGUCCUGCGCGUUACUAAACGACGCUACUAGAGAUCUGCCGCCUCUCGCGUUUGUUUUCUUUUGCGAUUUUCGUAAACUGUUCUUCCUUUCUGUGCUGCGUGAGUGCCUGCGGCCAAGGGCGCCCAACAUGCCCUCGUCCUGUGCAGCAUUCGGCUGCGGGAACACCGGCGGGCGAGACGACGUUGUGUUUCACGUGUUCCCUAAGGACAAGAAGCUUGCAGCGCAGUGGGUCCGUGCGGUGAGGAGAGAUAAUUUCGUGCCGACGAAAUCAACUGCGCUGUGCUCGGACCAUUUCCGCGACAGUGAUUAUUAUCGGAGCUUGACAACGAUGCGGGCAAUCGGUAUGCCUGUUAAAUCGUCGCGACUGAAGCCCGGCGUUGUUCCGUCUAUAUUCUCCCACAAGAGAAACACCUCGCCACCUCCAAGAGCGGCCUUCGCCAAUAGGGGAAAGCGUGAGGUACUAGCAGAGCUCCUUGAGAACCUAGCCCCUGAUGAACCUGUUCCACUACCAUCACCAAUCGAAGAGUUUGAAGCAGCCAUUGUGCCACAGGCAGCUGGUGUUGAACAGAAUUGCCCCGAAACUGCAGACAAGAGCCUUCAAGUUCUGAUACAACCAGUAACAUCUUGCACGGCGACACAAGCAGACAUGAAAAAAAAGUGCAGCUUCAUCUCAUGUGGGACGCAGACAAAGCUUCGGGGUGUUUAAGUUGGUGUCCAGUUUGGCAACUUCAUGGUAGAUGUUGCUACUCAGCUGAUGAAUGUGGCAGAGCCAUGUUAUGAGAGUGACAGCUUAAGUGACAAUGAACCUGCUUCUGAUUUCGACGACGAUUACAGUCCUGACAAUUUUGACAGUCCUCAUUUAUUUAUAUCUGCAAAAUUCCUCUAAUUUGAGACAUCUCUUCCAGGUACUAUCUGUAAUCAGACAGUAAAGACGAAAUAUCAAGCAA
This is a messenger RNA of Dermacentor andersoni, 995 nucleotides long. The record is from RefSeq and is a predicted model, not a curated record. Lineage: Eukaryota; Metazoa; Arthropoda; Arachnida; Ixodida; Ixodidae.